Ipomoea triloba (trilobed morning glory) is the source of this 1232-nucleotide messenger RNA. RefSeq names its product 5-formyltetrahydrofolate cyclo-ligase, mitochondrial. The transcript is spliced from 7 exons. Lineage: Eukaryota; Viridiplantae; Streptophyta; Magnoliopsida; Solanales; Convolvulaceae. Gene Ontology annotation, cellular component: mitochondrion. The coding region runs from base 242 to 961 and encodes 239 amino acids. Gene Ontology annotation, biological process: folic acid-containing compound biosynthetic process; tetrahydrofolate interconversion. Gene Ontology annotation, molecular function: 5-formyltetrahydrofolate cyclo-ligase activity. The record is from RefSeq and is a predicted model, not a curated record.
CUUGAUCCGAUCGAAACAGAAAGACAUGUGGUGGGGCGAUUAGUUCGAGAGUUGGUUGCCAGUCACCAGUCCAAUGGCUAAAAUCUUUACUUAAUAAUAAUAUAAUAAGAUGGGAAAUAAUUUUUCUAUAGUUUAUUUAAAAUAUAGGGGCCAAUUUGAUAUUUUGGUUAAUCACUAAUCUCCGCCUGACAAUUCUUCACCGACCACCGCUACCUCGCUUCACUGUUCACUCUAAGCAACCAUGAGCACCGCCGAAGAAUCAAACCCGAGCUCCGACGCCGCCGCCGUUCUUGACGUGAUCUUCGCUCAGAAGAAGGCUCUCCGAUCCAAAAUCAGAAGAGAUCUCAAGUCAAUGGAUCCCACCCAAAGAUCCCAAGAAGAUGAAGCAAUACAGAAUGCAAUUCUGAAAGCUCCAUGGUUUAAAGAUUGUAAGAGACUAUGUGCUUACAUUUGUUGUAGUGCUCUUCGAGAAGUUGAUACUUCUAAAAUACUUGCACAAGUUCUUCAGACACAGUCCAAAGAUCAAAAGAAGCUCUAUGUUCCACGUGUGGAGGAUAAGAACAGAAACAUGCGAAUGUUGAACAUCUCAAGCACUGAAGAUUUAAUUGCAAAUUCAAUGAACAUUUUGGAACCAGGUCUGACAGAUGCCGAGGGAAAUGAACGUGAAGAUGUGUUGUUGGCUAAUGAACCUGUUGACUUGUUCCUUCUACCUGGACUUGGAUUUGACAAAGCUGGAAGGCGUAUAGGUCGUGGUGGAGGCUACUAUGACACUUUCUUGACAAAAUAUCAAGAUCUAGCAAAGGCGCGAAAUUGGAAGCAACCUCUCAAGAUUGCACUUUCAUACUCGGUGCAGAUAGUGGAUGCCAUACCGGUUACGCCAGAUGAUGUUCUCGUGGAUGCCCUAAUAACACCUUCCGGAGUUAUUCCUAUUAGUCAAGCUGCGCGGGAGUUUUGCCUUUAAGUAUGAUGCUUUUCUAUGUCUAGAUUUCAUUACGACAGUUGAACCAAACGCAUUCCUCCUGGGACAUUCUUGUUUGUUAUUUCAUUUCUGCAUCUCAUCUAAGAUCAUGUUAUAUGUAACCUGAUCAUAGUAUUUAAAGGAACUCUAAGAUUAUGCAAUCCACAUUGUUUUGCCAGUCCAAUUUGCAGGAUAAGAAGAAAAGAGUGUUAAUGUACUGUUUCUUUUUUUAGUUCAUUAUCAGCAUUAAUGUACUUUGGUACUAUUGCUUUUC